Messenger RNA from Schistosoma spindalis, 1194 nucleotides. The record is from the annotation of a GenBank genome assembly. NCBI's taxonomy places the organism in Eukaryota, Metazoa, Platyhelminthes, Trematoda, Strigeidida, Schistosomatidae.
AUGAGAAACAAUACCCUCCCUCCAGACAUCGAUUACACAGACCCCAAAUAUAUGACACGUUCUCAAGUUCUGUUCGGCAGCUAUUUGGCAGUUUGCUCUUUGGUCCCUUUUUCCAUCAUGAUGGUUGCCAAUUUACUGCUGAUGAAAUGGUUCUCCCCGUUUUCUCGGUUUGCUGUUGGUAGCGUAUUGGUGUUCAUCGUGUUUCUCAUCACGGUUAUUCUUGUUUAUAUUGAUGUCAGCGCUUAUGCAUUUCUGGCCAUAACACUUGUUUCGGUUGUGUUCCUUAACUGUGGUAGUGCUCUCGCUCAAGGUAGCGUAUUUGGUGUGGCAGCCAUACUUCCUUCCAAACAUAUGAAGGCUGCUUUAGAAGGACAGGCUGUGUCUGGUAUUCUUGCAUCUCUGGCUAAUAUUGUAUCUAUUGCGGCUUCUUCCUCAGUGACCACUAAUGGGUUAGUUUACUUUUUGGUCGCUUUAGUUUUCGUCACCGCUACAGCUGCUUUGUUCUUGGUUCUUCCUAGAAACGGCUAUUUUAAAUAUUACUGGGACAAAAAAGACUUACCAGAUAACAAUAAUAUUGAAUCUGAUCCAUCAUUAAAAGGAGUGACUAACGAUUGUAAUGAAUCUCAAGAACUAGUUGUUAACAUAAAUAAGAGUGGAAUAUUAUCAACAAUGAAAGAGACAUUUCUUCCUGGAAUUUGUGUUUUAAUCACAUUGUUGAUUACUCUUUCACUAUUUCCAGCAGUUGUAGCACGUAUCAGACCUAUCACAGUUAUCCCUCAAGAUCUUUGGACAAAUGUUUAUUUUGUGCCAGUACUUGUGUAUCUUUUGUACAAUGUUGGUGAUUGGUGUGGAAGAAUGCUAGCUGGUUUUAUAAAUUGGCCUAGAAGAAAUCAAAUGCUAAUAGUCUUGUUAUUAUGUAUUCUACGUGCUGCUAUUAUCCCAUUAUGUAUGCUAUGUAAUGCACAACCUAGAAAUUACUUACCAGUCGUAUUUAGGCAUGAUAUUUUUCCAGCAUUGAUGAUUCUAUUCUUGGGACUAACUAACGGUUACUUAGUAUCGAUAUCAAUGAUACAUGGACCAAGUUUCGCAUCACCUGGUAAUCAAGAAUCUGCUGGUGCAGCAUUAAGUAUAUACUUAUCUUUUGGAUUAUCAUUUGGUGUUGCCAUAUCAGUUGGUUUAGUACAAGGUUUAUAA